Messenger RNA from Trichoplusia ni (cabbage looper), 1905 nucleotides. RefSeq names its product esterase B1-like. Bases 61 to 1497 code for a protein of 478 amino acids. The transcript is spliced from 4 exons. NCBI's taxonomy places the organism in Eukaryota, Metazoa, Arthropoda, Insecta, Lepidoptera, Noctuidae. The record is from RefSeq and is a predicted model, not a curated record.
AAUACAAUAGGUUUAUUGCAUUCCACAAUGUGAAACCCUUAAAUAUCAUAUUGUUAUAGAAUGAAAAUAUCGAGCCUUCUCAACAUCGCUCUUGGCGAGGACGUUUUGGUGGAAGUGCAACAAGGGUGGUUAUCUGGCAAGCUGGUGGAAGCUGUUACAGGAGAUUAUUUCUACAGCUUCAAAGGCAUACCUUAUGCCAAACCACCAAUUGGUUCGCUCAGAUUUAAGGCCCCUGAGGAACCAGAUUCCUGGAAUGGAGUGAGGAAUGCUAUAGAAAAUGGACCUGUCUGUCCCCAGAUACAAAACCUAAAGAACUAUUAUGUCCCUGGCAGCGAGGACUGCCUGUUCCUAAAUGUCUUCACUCCUGAUAUGAAUCCUCCCACGCCUUUACCGGUAAUGUUUUACAUCCACGGAGGUUUAUACAAAUCUAGUUCAGGCGAUGACACCUUUCUGGGACCGGAUUUUAUGAUAUCUAAAAACGUCAUUGUAGUCACAAUUAACUACAGAUUAGAUGCGAUUGGUUUCCUCAGUAUGGAAACAAAAGAAGUACCUGGUAAUGCUGGGAUGAAGGACCAAGUACUUGCGUUACAGUGGGUGAGAAGGAAUAUAAACAAAUUUGGAGGUGACCCUAAUCGUAUAACUAUGUUCGGUCAGAGCGCUGGAGCAGCUUCUAUUGCCUACCACAUGGUAUCACCGAUGUCCAAAGGUUUAUUUCAAAGAGGCAUACUACUAAGUGGCGUUCCGAAUCUCGACUGUUUUUAUUCUUACAAGCCUAGAGAUAGAGCAUUCAAACUCGGUAAAAUCUUGGGUUUUGAAACUAAAAAUACAAGCGAGCUACUUACAUUUCUCCAAAGCGUUCCAGUUAAAAAGUUAAUAAAUACCACAAGUACUCUACUGGCAUCCGAAGAAAUAACGAGUAUUAUAUUUAAGCUGCAUCCGUUCGUGCCAGUAAUUGAAAAAGAUUUUGGACAACAAAGGUUCUUGAUUGAAGAUCCUUUUAAGACUCUAGAGAGAGGAAACGUUAACAAGGUAGAUGUCUUAUGUGGUUACACAAGCCAUGAAAAUUUACUACUGAUUCCAUUUUAUGUUAACUGGUUUUAUAUAGAACGCUAUAAUAGAUACAGAGAGUUGUUUGUUCCGACUAAAAUACUGUUUAGUUCUCCACCAGACGUCAUUUUGCAUUUGGCUGACAGAAUCACUGACCACUAUUUUGGGGAUAAAACAAUUAGCGUGAGUAAUAUGCCAGAGUUCAUUAAUUAUGCCUCCGCUGCAACUAUGUUUUACGACGUCCACAGAUUCCUCAGGCGUUGGCCUCAAGUUGGUACCACAUAUUUCUAUAAGUUUUCAGCUUACUCCGCUAGAAGCAUGUAUGGUCACCAAGGCGCUAAUUACGGCAUUUAUGGAAGUUCACAUUUAGAUGACUUGCUCCAUUUGUUUUACCAAAAAGAUCUGGAUUUACCGUAUAAAAGAAACACUAAAGAAUACAGAAUAGUUUAACUUUUUGUUUCACUACUUACCAACUUUGCAAAAUAUGGGAACCCCACUCCAGACUCAUCUUUGGGCAUGAUCUGGCCGCAGUUCAACAACACUAGUCUAGCGUUUGCUAACAUUACCGAAGAAUUGGAGGUGGGCUGCGCACCUGAUGAGGAACAGGUUCAGUUCUGGAAGACCAUUCUAGAAUAUGCUGGGAUCAAAUUUUAGCUGCCUUAAAUAUUACCACUUUUAUAGAAAAGGGAAAAAAGUAAAAUGCUGGAUGACAUCCGCAACGCCUUCCGCUUUUAUGAACGGAUAUUGGUUAUAGCGGCAAAAACUGUCGCACAUCCAUUUCGGAUUGAAACUUUUUUGAUUUUUGGUCCAAAUCGUUUGCAAUGUAUAGCCAUACACCCACUACAGAUUUAGCAUUUU